AUGAAAGGACUGAAUGAGUCUCUGGAUGGACGCAUAUCUGCUCUGGAAAAGUUUAAGGAGAUGGAAGCUUCAAAACCUGUGGAAGCGUUAUGGUUUCCUUUGUAUUCAGUUCUACAGCGUAGACAUUCUGCUGAUAUUGCUGAAUAUAAUAGAUGUACUAUCCAAAGUUUGGAGGAGUUCAUUCAAACAUCCACUGUUGGUGAAUUUAGAAAACGUCUUCAACUUCUUUUUGCUUUCCAUGGCCAAAUCAGCACUGGUAUAUACUGGGGGUCUUACUUAAGUACUUGCCAUACGGAAAGUGUGAGGAUUUUAUACAAUAUAUUUGGCUUCUAUGUGCAAUAUUUGCCAACAAUUUUGGAGCAUAUAGAAGAUAAGAGAAGAAGUAUCGAGAAGGAAUUGAAAGAACUUUUGAAGCUAUGCCGGUGGGAGCUACCUGAGAGUUAUGUUUCCAUAGAAAGUUCAAAAAGGACCAGGCAGAAACUUAGGAAGCUCAUACAAAAAUACACUGAUUUACUGGAACAACCCAUAAUGCUUAUUAUCAAUAAAGAUGCUCCACAAAAAGGGAUAAAAGCGCAAUCUGUGCCACAAGGUCCAAAACUUCACACUGAUUCUUUUGACAAGAAUAGGGUGAUGCUGAAUGUUGCAUGUGAUCAGAUUCUAUCCAGAGAUAAGGACAGGUCCACAUGGUUUAUAGAUUGGAGGAAGAAAGUAGAUUAUGCUUUGCAGAACUUGCACCUUGAGAGGACACCUGAGUCUACAUGCAUUGCAUACCAGGAAGAAAGCAAGCAAGUGUGGUGUACCAUUGAGAAUAUUAGCAGAACUGCAAUUGAUUGUUCUGACCUUUGGAAGGAAGAAAACAAGAGUUUGGGAAAGAGGAGGGCUUUGGCUGACCUUCUGAAGCUUUUAGAAAAUUGUGGCUUGUCUAAGCACAGGUCUACAAAUUUUGAGGAUCAAUUCGAAUCCAACCAAUCAAAUUGGUGGAUUCUUAAAUCUUCAUAUGAUAGGAAGCAUUUACUGAUGAAACAAGGUGGUCCGUCUUCCAAGGAUUUGUUUGCUGCUCUGUGCCAGCAGCAUCCGGGUUUGCCCCUUGAAAGUUUGGACAGGGAAUGGGAAACAGCAAACCAAUACUACUUUCAGAGCAUGGCAUCGGUUCACCUUCUGCAGCAGAUUUGCCUGAACUUCCAUAAAGACUUUACUCUUGAACAGGUUAACAGAUCAGGUUCUUUCCUUGACCAUCUUAUGGUAAUACAACAAGAGCAACGGGCUGCUGCAUACAGUUUUGCGGAGCAUCUUGGGUGCUUAAGGAAAUGUGUCUCACUUUUUGAAAAUUUAUUGUCCGGCUCCCUUGCUUCUGAUACUGUAAGUAGUAGCGAGUUCUCUUUUGCCCAGAACCAGCAUGCCACGUUUAAUUGCAUGUGGCAACAAAAGCAACUAUUAGAUAGUUUGUGUUCUACGUUGCUUGAAGAAUGUUUGCUGCUAAAAGCAGUUGAAAGUAAUCAUCUGAACAAUUGCCAAAGUGUCAAAGCUGCAGCAAAUAGGGUUCGCGUUUUCCUUGAGAAAUUUAUUCCCGACUUUCAGAAAUCUAAGGAUUUACUGGAUUGUUACCUCAUUGGCCUUGAUAGAGUUGUAACCUCACUGGCAAUAUCUUUGCAUCCUUGUGUUGUUUCGAAACAAAUGGAACAGUUAGUCUUUCAGAAUUUUCGUAUGAUAAAGGAGUUUGAGGAGAACCUUGGUGCUUUCCUACGGCAAGAUGAGGAUAGAAGAUCAGUUAAAAUGGUUCUGCUUGGCCGUUUUGAAGAUAUAUUGAAGAAGGUUAACUUGAUAGCAGAGGGUUAUAAUUGUGCUGUGCAAUCAAACAACGAGGAUGAAGUCACCAGUUUUCCCACAGAAAAAACUUUUGAACUUGAAACUGAGUUUAGUGAAGCCCUCAAAGAAACGUAUAAGCAUAUUGUGGAUGCAUUGCAUAAGAUAGUUUGUUGGAAUAGCAGUGACACUGCUGUCGAGUCACUUGGUAAUAUUACUAUGUGGAAGAUUCAAUUUGAAUCACAUGUAGCAGAUCUACAUUUAGACGUCAUAUGUGAUGCAGUAGUCCAGGCAAUUAUUUGUGCAGGGAAGAUCGUGAACCAUUGUGGUAAAGGAAACCCUCAUCUCUGUGUUCAAGUUGAAGCACAUUUAAAGCAUCUUUAUUCAUUGUUGGACUUAAUGUUGACCUUCAGCAAUAGUCUUCUGCAUGAUUUUCUAGUCGUUCAUAGAAUGGUAUCUGCAGUAACUCAUGUGCUUGCGAACAUUUUUGCUUCAUUAUAUUCCAAGGGAUUUGGGAUCUGUAAUGAAGAAGAGGAAUCUAAGGAUGAUAAAACUGAAGAUGCAAAAGGAACGGGUAUGGGUGAGGGUGCAGGGCUGAAUGAUGUUAGUGAUCAGAUAGAUGACGAAGAUCAGCUCCUUGGGACUUCUGAAAAGCCGAAUGAUGAACAAGAUGACUUAAAUGAAGUUCCAGGCAAAGAUGCUAAAGGUAUAGAGAUGGAACAGGAUUUUGCUGCUGAUACAUUCAGUGUUAGCGAGGAAUCUGGAGAUGAUAACAAUGAAGAUGAUGAGGAUGGGCAGCUGGAGUCUGCAAUGGGGGAAACUGGCGAUGAUGGUGAAAUCAUUGAUGAGAAACUUUGGGAUAAGGAUGAUGAAGAAAACCCUAAUAAUGCAAAAGAGAAAUAUGAAUCUGGUCCAUCAGUUAGAGACACAGAUUCUAGUGGUAGAGAGCUUAGAGCAAAGGAAGAUUCUGAUUCUGCCACUCCUGCUGAUGAAGCUGGAGAGCUUAAUCCCAAUGAACUCGACAAGCAAGAAGCUGAGAAUGAAAAUCAAGAUGAUCUUGACAAUUCUGAGAAUGUGGAAGAUAUGAACAUGGACAAAGAAGAAGCUUUUGCAGAUCAAAUGGGGUUGAAGGUUGAUGAGCCUAAUCAAGGAUCUGAAGAUAUGGAGAUGGAUGAACAGGAAGGCGCAGAUACCAUGGAAGAGUAUUAUAUUGAAGUGUUACGUUUAAAAAAAAUACACAAAGAUUUUUUUUUUUAGUGUUACAUUAAAGUGUUCCGUUUGAGUGCUAUAUGGGAGUGUUACAGUUUGAAAUUAUA
This is a messenger RNA of Camellia sinensis, 3119 nucleotides long. NCBI's taxonomy places the organism in Eukaryota, Viridiplantae, Streptophyta, Magnoliopsida, Ericales, Theaceae. The record is from RefSeq and is a predicted model, not a curated record.